GUGUGACGAAUGAUUCUUCUUCAUUCAGCCAUAAGCCUUUCGGGGUGUGUGCCACUAGGAGAGUAUGCAUCUUCUUAUGCACCGCAAAACUGCGUAGCUCGGCUGCAUAACUUUACGCGUGCGCACUGAUGUGGUAAUGUAAUAUUAUGCCGUGGAAAAGGUGAGGAGGAAGAAAUUUUUUCUUUUUUUUUUUUUUUUUUUUUCCAACAUGAUUGAUAUUAUCUCGCCAUUUUUACGCUAACUGGGUUGUUUUUUUUUUUUCGUCCCAACCUCCCCCCUCCAACGCUCUUAGCAAGGUGGUAAAGCGGGAAUGACAUGACCAAUUUUUAUCCUUUUCGCUUGUUCGACCCACUGCGGUUACAGUGACGACUGGGAAAGAUGAACUUCUCAUCAGCCCCUGUCGAAAAUAAAAGUGAUUUACUAAAGGGGAAGGGGGAUGCAGAAACGUCCAGGGAGCUGCUAGAGAUGAUCAUGAACAACUGCGAUGGGCCAAACUUCAAAGUGACGGUGAAUGACAGCCGGGAGUUUUUUGGCGCCCUGGCAUACGUGGACAAGUACAAUUUAUUUCUCACCGACUGCGAAGAGCGCUACACAGGCAGCCAACCGUACACACGUAACUGCGGGGACAUCCUAAUUCCGUUUAAGAUAAUCAAGUUGGUGGAAAUUAAAAAGGGUUACUUUGACAGCUGCUACGAGGAACUAAAAAACGCGCAGCAGAAGUAG
This is a messenger RNA of Plasmodium vivax (malaria parasite P. vivax), 723 nucleotides long. RefSeq lists its product as hypothetical. The record is from RefSeq and is a predicted model, not a curated record. The coding region runs from base 379 to 723 and encodes 114 amino acids. Lineage: Eukaryota; Apicomplexa; Aconoidasida; Haemosporida; Plasmodiidae. The transcript is spliced from 3 exons.